Messenger RNA from Trichoderma asperellum CBS 433.97, 1529 nucleotides. The record is from RefSeq and is a predicted model, not a curated record. NCBI's taxonomy places the organism in Eukaryota, Fungi, Ascomycota, Sordariomycetes, Hypocreales, Hypocreaceae.
UUUUUUUUUUUUUGGACGGCCAUGCUUGCGAAAUGCAGUGAAACCACCAAAAGAAGAGGCAGUUUUUUUUCCUCAUCUUCGUUAACAGACCAGCAAGCACAAAACACACAGCUUCAUCAAUUCGUAUAAUGCAUAGCUAAGACUCUACACAGGUCAUAGCCCGUUUUGGGAGGGAAUCUAAAAUCUGCUCGGUUUUCAUCCCGCCUAUCAAGAAGGGAAAAGAAGAAAAAGUUGCAGCUCCAUCUCUCAUCAAAACACCAAAAAAAACAUCCUUCUCUCACACAUCUCACACACACAUCUCAUCUCACCCUCAUUACUCAUCUCAUAUACAACGUACCCCCGUCAAACUGCAACCCUCUCACACAAAAAAAAAAACAUCAUCCCCGAACCCCCCCCGAACCAAAUAUAAAUAAUUUCACACACAAUACAAUGGAGCAGCCCUCAGCAGAGGCCUACGAGGCCACCCACGUCCACUCCGUCUACAACGCCAUCGCGCCGCACUUCUCCUCCACCCGCCACAAGCCGUGGCCCCUGAUAUCCUCCUUCCUCACGGCGCAGCCCCCCGGCGCCACGGGCCUCGACGUCGGCUGCGGCAACGGCAAGUAUCUCCCCGUCAACCCGACGCUGCACAUCUUCGGCUCCGACCGCAGCGAGAACCUCGUGCAGCUCGCCCGCGCCGAGCGCAACGGCGAGGUCGUCGUCGCCGAUGCCCUGAGCCUGCCCUACCGCGAGUGCUCCGUCGACUUUGUCAUUUGCGUGGCCGUCAUCCACCACUUGUCCACCAGGGAGAGGCGCCAGGAGGCCAUCCAGGCGCUGUUGAGGUGCGUGAGGGCUGGUGGCAAGGUGCUUGUCUACGCGUGGGCGCUGGAGCAGGGCACGAGUCGGAGGGGAUGGGAUGAAGGGUCGGAGCAGGAUACGCUGGUGCCGUGGGUGAUGCGCUCAAAGGGCAAGCCUGACGCUACAUAUCAGCGGUACUAUCACUUGUAUCGAGAGGGGGAGCUGGAAGAGGAUGUCGUGGCUGCGGGGGGCAUCAUCUUGGAGAGCGGCUAUGAAAAGGACAACUGGUGGGUGGUAUGUAGCAGCAAGGAAACAUGAAGCUUGUAUAUGGGAGCAAAAAAACAACACCUAAAAUCACCAAGAGUUGCUAAACGGACAAUAAUUUUCAUAAUGAUAAUCACGAUAGCUAAUUUGAUACAAAGUAAACGCUGCAGAUAUGCUGUAUGCUUGCUAAAUGAGUAGGACAAAAAACAAAACAGUAAGAGUUUUAUGCCCAGUGUAUGCCCAAUGCCAUUCUCCCCCCAAAAGCAGAAAGAAAAGAAGUACAAGAGAGAAAAGAAAAAAACGCCCUUUCGUUUCAUGCCCUUUCAACACAGCUUCUUCACGUAGCGACAUCCUAAAUACUCCAACACGGAUACCUUUAUAAAAAAAAGGUUCUCCCAUCAGCUGCCAUUGGUCCGUUCUCAUGUACCUCUAAAGCCAUAGUAGAAUGCCUGUUCAUGACCCAAAACCACCAGAAAAAGCCCAGAGUC